AUGAAUCAAGUGAGCGCCGCCCGUCUGAAUCUACACUAAUCCUCCGUUUUCGACAGUUGCAAGGCCAACAGAAUGGCGAGUUUAACCAGCAGGAACGGGGAAAAAUGGCGGCGCCGUUUCUCGAGACCGGCAUGAUUAUCGGCGUGAAGCGCUCGUUUCGUGUCGAGAAAAUGGUGGGCGGCGGCGGUUUUGGGCAGAUCUAUCGGGCCAUUGACUUGGUGAGUGUGGCCCUGAAUGCGACAAAGUGGGGGAAACGCAGUCGGCGCAGGAUUCGAAGCUCGUGGUCGCCGUGAAAGUGGAGCCGAAAUCGGUGGAAUCCGGGCGGAUCGUGCUCGAACUCAACAUUCUCGUCCAACUUCAGCACUCUUCGCACAUUCCCAAAGUGGUGAGCGUUUUCUGGAACGUCUUCCCGAAAGAACACAAUCACUUUCAGUACUACAGCGGCGAAAUCGGCGGCUACAAUUUCAUAAUAAUGCAGCUGCUCGGCGCGAACAUUGCGGAUCUGCGAAAGUUCCAGAGAAGUCGGUGCUUUUCGGUGGCGACGACGUCGCGAGUCGGCAUUCAGAGUCUGGAGUGCAUGCGACAGAUCCAUGCGCUCGGGUACAUUCACAGGUGGGCACCGGCGUUUUUUCUCGCGUAAUGGGGUUAUUCAGGCUGUGAAAAAAUGAUUGUUUUCCGUUUUUUUACGUCAAAAAAUCGAAUUCAGCAAUGUAAAAAAACGGAAAACAAACAAACGCUGAAUAUCCCCAUAAAUGUAUUGAUUUCUGAUGCGGCGCCUUUUCGCCACUAAUUCCGCCGAAAAAACAGUCAAAUAGAGCCGAAACUGAAUGAAAUUUCCGUUAUUUCGAAAAAAAACCAGUUUUUCCAACGAUAUUUGACACAAAAAGUGGUGAAAUCGCGUCGGAAUGGAGGCCACGCCACUUUUCCAUUUCUGGUGAAAGCGCGAAGCAAAAGCGAAACCAAAAAUGCGUCAAGACACCAGUUUGACGCCAGCAAAUUGUCUUCCAGAGACAUCAAACCGUCGAACAUUUGCGUGGGAAUCGGCGAGCACAAACGUGUCCUCUACAUUGUGGAUUUUGGUAAGAACAUGGCCCUUCUUCCUUCACCUCUCCAUCGGUUUCGUCGGUUCAGGAAUGGCGCGUCGCAUCCGUCUUCCGGACGGCACUUUCCGUCCGGAACGCCCGUACGCCUCGUUCCGCGGCACCACGCGCUACGUGUCUCUGGCGGCGCACGAGCGCAAAGAGCAGGGAUUCGUCGACGACAUCUGGUGCCUCUUCUUCUCUUUGCUCGAGCUCGUCGAAGGACUUCCCUGGAAGAACAUUCUCGAUCAGGAUCAGGUGUGCCACGCGAAACGACAACUUCUCCGCAACUUUCAGUCCAAGUACGUUCGUUUUCACGCGGCGCUUCCGAUUGAGAAAUCGCUGCGACUUGCAGAAAAAUGGGCCGAAACUUUGAGAUGUUUCCGCAAAUGCUCGAGCGAACCGCCCGCACCGACACGCCCGAUUACGAACGGCUCAUUGGGAUUCUGAAGACGUGCUGCGAGAAUUGCAGCGAAUUGGACGAGUUUGAGUGGGACGAGCAGGAGGAGCAGUACGGCUAG
This is a messenger RNA of Caenorhabditis sp. 36 PRJEB53466, 1600 nucleotides long. The record is from the annotation of a GenBank genome assembly. Lineage: Eukaryota; Metazoa; Nematoda; Chromadorea; Rhabditida; Rhabditidae.